Nothobranchius furzeri (turquoise killifish) is the source of this 6947-nucleotide messenger RNA. RefSeq names its product tight junction protein 1a (gene tjp1a). Gene Ontology annotation, cellular component: plasma membrane; bicellular tight junction. Lineage: Eukaryota; Metazoa; Chordata; Actinopteri; Cyprinodontiformes; Nothobranchiidae. Gene Ontology annotation, biological process: establishment of endothelial intestinal barrier; positive regulation of blood-brain barrier permeability; protein localization to cell-cell junction. Gene Ontology annotation, molecular function: cell adhesion molecule binding. The record is from RefSeq and is a predicted model, not a curated record.
GUUGCUCACAGAGCCAAGAGAGCUGGGGGGAGCUUACUCGGGCUAUCAUAGCCAUUGCUGCAUACUGUCCCAGUGAUGCCUUCUCUCCCCAACUUUUCAUCCAGAGGUUAGAGACAGAACAGCACGCCCAAGAGGUCCUUUUUUCUUCCGUUUUUUUUAAGUUUCCCAUCCUGACUUUCUUCCAUGACUCCAUACGUGUUCGGACUACCGUUAGCGUUUCGGGCGGCGAAGAUAAGAUAAUGAACUUUGGACUUUCCACACGGCUUUUCGUGGCACGUUUCCCGUCGUCCUGGAUAGAAUAAAAUAACAACGUAGCCCGGCGUGGCGGCAGCUGGGCGAAAAUUCAACUGGAAGGGAAAAUAGCGCACUCGUCCAAGUGAAAAUCCAGAGACGGGAACAACUUUAACCCUGAUACUAUUACAGCGGAGUAACAGAGGAAAAUGUCCUCCAAAGCUUCAAAUAAGAGUGCAGCUAUGGAGGAAACUGUCAUAUGGGAGCAGCACACAGUGACCCUUCACAGGGCUCCUGGAUUUGGGUUUGGUAUCGCCAUCUCAGGUGGGCGAGACAAUCCUCACUUCCAGAGUGGAGAGACGUCCAUUGUGAUAUCUGAUGUGUUGAAAGGAGGUCCUGCAGAGGGCUUAUUGCAAGAAAAUGACAGAGUUGUUAUGGUCAAUGCCGUCUCUAUGGACAAUGUAGAGCAUGCAUAUGCUGUUCAACAACUUCGCAAGAGUGGGAAAAAUGCAAAGAUAACCAUUCGUCGGAAAAGGAAAGUACAAAUUCCAGCCUCUAAGCCAGGUGACAGGGAGACGGUGUCUGAGCAUGAGGAAGAAUACACAGAUGAAGAUGAAACCUAUCCGCAUCACAGUGACCGGGCUGGUCAAAGUGCCUCUGGAGGUGCAAGCGGGGGCACCAGUAAGCGUCAUGACCGCGGGAGGCGAGAACACAGUGCCUCCCGCGACAAGAGUAACUCGCCGCGAUCUGACCGCCGAUCACAAAGCUCAUCUGCUCCAUCUAAGCCUUCCAAGGUCACACUUGUCAAAUCUCGCAAAAACGAAGAAUAUGGCCUGCGGCUGGCCAGCCACAUCUUUGUGAAAGACAUCUCUCCAGAGAGCCUUGCUGCCCGAGACGGAAACAUUCAGGAGGGAGAUGUUGUACUUAAGAUCAAUGGCACCGUUACAGAGAACCUCUCACUGAUAGAUGCCAAGAAGCUGAUUGAGAGGUCAAAGGGCAAGCUGAAGAUGGUGGUGCAGAGAGAUGAAAGAGCCACGCUGCUCAACAUUCCUGACCUUGAUGAUAGCAUCCCAUCGGGCAAUAAUUCAGACAGAGAUGACAUUUCAGAGAUACAUUCAUUGACAUCAGACCAUUCCAACCGAUCCCACGGGAGAGGUCGAUCAAGGUCACCUGACAGGCCAGAAACAGCGGACCACCUCCGUUACUCUCCUCGGCAGAUGAGCAAUGGCAGUCAUCGGAGUCGAGAAGAGGAUCGCAUAUCUAAACCAGGGGUCAUGUCCACACCAGUCAAAAGCUUUGAUGACGGUGUGGGGUCUCAGGCCAGUGACCAGGCCAGCUCCAGAGAUGACAAACAGUUACCUCCGCUGCCUGAACCAAAGCCAGUGUAUGCACAGCCUGGUCAGCCCGACGUGGACCUGCCUGUCAGCCCGUCUGAUGCCCCAGUGCCCAGUGCUGCUCAUGAUGACAGCAUUCUCAGACCAAGUAUGAAGCUGGUCAAGUUCAAGAAGGGAGAGAGCGUUGGUCUGCGGCUAGCAGGCGGGAACGACGUGGGAAUUUUUGUGGCCGGAGUUUUAGAGGACAGUCCAGCUGCCAAGGAGGGGCUGGAGGAGGGAGACCAGAUUCUCAGGGUGAAUAAUGUGGACUUUGCAAAUAUCAUCAGAGAAGAAGCGGUCUUGUUUUUGUUGGAUCUUCCAAAAGGAGAUGUUGUUACCAUUCUGGCUCAGAAAAAGAAGGACGUCUAUCGGAAGAUAGUUGAAUCAGAUGUGGGUGACUCUUUUUACAUUCGGACACACUUUGAAUAUGAGAAAGAGUCUCCAUAUGGACUGAGCUUCAACAAGGGGGAGGUGUUCCGUGUGGUAGACACGCUUUACAACGGUAAACUAGGCUCAUGGCUCGCCAUCCGCAUCGGCAAGAACCACCAGGAAGUGGAAAGAGGCAUCAUCCCAAACAAGAACAGAGCUGAACAGCUGUCCAGUGUGCAGUACACCCUUCCAAAAACACCUGGGGGGGACAGGGCCGACUUCUGGAGAUUCAGAGGUUUGCGAAGUUCCAAGAGAAAUUUACGGAAAAGCAGGGAUGACUUGUCGGCCCAGCCUGUUCAGACCAAAUUCCCUGCCUACGAGAGGGUUGUGCUGCGUGAAGCUGGGUUCCUGAGGCCUGUGGUCAUCUUUGGGCCGAUUGCAGAUGUGGCCCGAUCUAAAUUAGCCAGAGAGGAGCCAGACAUUUUUGAACAAGCAAAAACACAGCAACAACAAGGAGGAGAAAAGAGUGAACCGAGAGACGCUGGAACGGACCAGAAAAGCUCCGGCAUCAUCCGCCUGCAUACCAUCAAACAGAUCAUCGACAGAGACAAGCAUGCAGUGCUGGACAUCACUCCUAACGCAGUGGACCGUCUGAACUAUGCUCAGUGGUAUCCCAUAGUGGUGUUUCUGAACCCAGAUAGUAAGCAGGGCGUCAAGACCAUGAGGACCCGCCUGUGCGCCGAGUCCAGGAAGAGUGCGAGAAAGCUAUAUGAACGAGCCCUGAAACUAAGAAAGAACAACCACCACCUCUUCACCACCACUAUUAACUUGAACAGCAUGAAUGACGGCUGGUUCGGAGCACUGAAAGAAACGAUCCAGCAGCAACAGAACCAGCUGGUGUGGGUUUCAGAAGGAAAGGCUGAUGGGGCAGGUGACGAUGACCUGGACAUCCAUGACGACCGCCUGUCCUACCUGUCGGCGCCGGGUAGCGAGUAUUCCAUGUACAGCACCGACAGCCGCCACACCUCGGACUACGAGGACACGGACACGGAAGGAGGAGCGUACACCGACCAGGAGCUGGACGAAACACUAAACGACGACGUGGGUCCGCCUACGGAGCCCGCCAUCACCCGCUCCUCUGAGCCCGUCCGCGAAGACACGCCUGUCAUCCAGGAGCCUCCAGGCUACGCUGCCUACCCACACUCACUGCAGCCGGACCCCUUGAACCACAUCGACCCGGCUGGGUUCAAGGCACCAGCGCAGCAGCAGAAAGCAGAGGCUGCUGUCACACCUAGCAUCUCCCAGCAGGCUGAGCCCCUGGCUGAGGCAGCGCCCCCUGCUGGCGACGUUACUGUAAAAACUGUAGAGGCUCUGAGGCCUGAUGAUGCUCCUGCAGCCCCUUACAACAGGCCAAGCCCCAACCCAGAGGCUGGCUCUCUUAGGAGGCCCACCCCUGAGCUAGCCCCUAAGAGCAUCACACCAGAACCUCUACAGUCUGGACUGGCCGGUUCGGAUCCAAAGAUGUUUCAGAAGGAUCCAUACAGCAUGGACAACACGGGGAGAAUCAGCAACAGCAUGAAGCCGGUGAAUUACAGCGCCCAGCAGCCAUACAGAGAUUACGACCAUCCGCCCAGUCGGUAUGAUGUCGGCAGCAGUGGAGGUGGUUUUCCAGAACCAAAGUACCGGAACAAUGAUCACAUCCCGCUCUAUGAGAACAGCGUGCCUCACUAUGACCAGCAGCAGUGGAACCCCUACAGCCAGCCUCACUCGACUGCCAAUGCCCAGGCCUAUGACCCCCGUCUGCCUUACAGUGACGGUCCUGAUGCACAGUACACCCCCCCUCUGCGCUUUGACGAGCCCCCACCUCAGCAAGGGUUUGAUGGGCGGCCUCGUUACGGUAAACCGACGGGUCCAGGACCUGUUCGUUAUGACGACCUUCCAGGUCUUGCAUUAGGGACUGAUCUGCGUUACGACCCAGAUUCUCACCUGGGCCCGUACCCCUCAGCUGUUCAGCGACCUGCCUAUAACCAGGGACCAGGGUCGCACCUGAGGGGCUACAAGCCUCAGCAGUACGACCCUGCUCCGGGAAACUUUGAAACCAGCCUCACACCUCCACCUAAAGCAGAUGCCCCUUCGCCUUCGCCUGUGGAGACACUGAGGCCUGUUCCUGUCAGAGAUGAGCCUCCGGAGGAAGACCCCGCCAUGCGGCCUCAGUCGGUCCUGACGAGGGUCAAGAUGUUUGAGAACAAACGUUCUGUUUCCAUGGACCGAGCCAGAGAUGCAGGGGACUCUUCUAUGAACAAGGCAGGUGAUUUACCUCUGAAACCAGGUGGAGUGAUCCCUAAAGCAAAUUCUUUAAGCAACCUUGAUCAAGAGAAGACCUUUAGAGCCCCAGAGCCUCAGAAGCCACAGCCCAAGGUAGCUGAUGACAUUGUGCGCUCCAACCAUUACGAUCCUGAAGAGGAUGAGGACUACUACAGGAAACAGCUGUCUUACUUUGACAGACUUCAGGCUGGCCCUAACAAGCCCCAAGCACAAACGGCCCACGGCUACCCCAGGACGGAGUCCAUAGAGAAACCGAGUCCACUGGAGAAAACGUAUGAACCAGUUCCCCAGGUGACUCCAUCACUGUCACCAUCCACACUGCCUAAACCAGCAUCUGAAGCUAAGCCUCAUGCCCGAGAGAACACUGUCCAGACCAGCUUCCUGCCUCAGAAAAGUUUCCCUGAGAAGUCUCCGGUCAACGGGACAAGCGAACAGCCUCCAAAGACUAACCCUAGCUCUGGAGCGCCAUCUACCUACAACCGCUUUGUUCCCAAGCCCUUCACCACGUCUGCCAAACCUUUUGCCCGCAUGUUUGACAGUCCUAAGUUCAACCACAACCUUCUGCCCAAUGAUAAAUCUGACAGCGCUCCAAAGACCCACAGCUCCAGUCCGGUGAAGCCUCAGAUACUCCCGCAGCCUCAGAACAUAGACCAUGAUAGCGGUGUAGACACCUUCAGCCGCACUGUGGACAGUCGCCCCAAAAGCCAACAGAACAACAUCAAUGCUGUGCCCAAGGCCAUCCCUGUGAGUCCCAGUGCCCUGGAUGAGGAUGACGAUGAGGAUGAGGGCCACACUGUGGUUGCAACAGCUCGCGGUAUCUUCAACUCCAACGGUGGGGUUCUGAGCUCCAUCGAGACGGGCGUCAGCAUCAUUAUCCCACAGGGGGCCAUCCCCGACAGUGUAGAGCAGGAGAUCUACUUUAAGGUGUGCCGAGACAACAGCAUCCUGCCGCCGCUUGACAAGGAGAAAGGAGAGACUUUGCUCAGCCCUCUGGUGAUGUGUGGACCUCAUGGACUCAAGUUUUUGAAGCCCGUGGAGCUCCGCCUACCUCACUGUGCGUCUAUGACCCCUGAUGGUUGGUCUUUUGCUCUAAAAUCCUCCGACUCCUCGUCGGGCGACCCUAAAAGCUGGCAGAACAAGUCUGUCCCCGGAGACCCCAACUACCUGGUGGGAGCCAACUGUGUGUCGGUGCUCAUCGACCACUUCUAAAGGACGGGCCAGCGGCUGGGAUCUUACUGAGUGUGGACCCACGGAGGGCGGAGCAGCAGUGAAAAUGAAGGCGAUGAACUUGCAUAUAAAAACACACACACACCACAUAAUGAAGUGUGGAGAGCCAGUCAGUGCUGUUUACUGCACCCACAAAUGAAGGCGAAACCUGCAUUAUUGAUACGAACAGUUGGUUAAAAUGUGUCCUGGAUUUGAAGUUUUGAUGUGAAGUAAAAGCUUUGAUGCAUGCCUCCGCUUAGUCAAGAUCACACCAUAGAUGAAGCAGUGUUUCAUGUCAUUGUAGACAUAAAUAUCGCUGGACGGGUGAUUCUCGAGGCAGCUUGUGGGCUUCAGAAACGUGUCGGUGUAUUCAUGUUGUAAAUGCAUACACAUAUAGAGAAGAUUUACUAAACUAGUACUUAUAACCGAGUUCAGGGGACAGAACAUGAAGAAGAAUGGCCACCCUGAUGACGAAGGUUUGGGACAGGUGCAGGUGUUUGAAGGAGCUGGUGAGGAACCCCAACAGCACACUUUAAAGACAUUCUGUUCUUCCUCUUUCUAUAAUAACCCGGUAACUUGCGUUCCUCUUUAGCACCUCGUCUCUCCUUCCUGCCUGAGGGAGAUCUAUGCAUGUUCUUUACUCAGGUCCAGUAGCCUCCUCCCAUCUGUCUCUCAUUUCCUCUCAACACUCUUGCACUCACACACAAAUAAGCAGUGAUGCCUUAUCUGCAGAUUAUUCACUUUUCAUUAAGAGAAUAACAUAAGUUAUGAUAAAUUAUGGUAUAAUGUCAUUUGUUUUGCCAUUUUUGUGAACCCACUGUAUAAAUAAACCUGGGUUUAGCACACAGUAAUGGUUAAUAAAAAUAACAACGGUAAGCUCUUCUUUUAUCUGCUAUGCAUUACUGAAACAAACACAACAGAUAAGAAGUAGCUGUAAAUAAACUGAGCAUAUUGCCUUGUUUCUUUUGUUUGUAAAUGUACUUUUUGUAUGGUUUUUUUUGUAUAAAACUUAAGAGAAAACAGGUUUUAAAAAAGCAGAAUACCCUGAAGCCUUGCAAUUGUAACCAACAAUAACACAUCACACCUUUUCUACCAAUAUGUUGACACUGUGUUCAAGUACUUUUAUUCAUUUGAGGAUCAAAUAAGUACUUCAGCUAAAAUGCAAUAAAACAUGUCCUGAAAGGGUGUGCUCUCGGACUGUCCCCCUCUUCCUCGCUGAUUUUGUCAUACUGGAUGCUAUAUUGUGUGCCCUUAUAUGUAUUUUUGUACUAAUAGACACUAUAUUAUGUAUGGCACACCAGUACUGUUUUAUUUUUAGACAUAACACAGCUUUAAUUUGGAUAUUAGCUCUUCACGUGUGGCUGACUUUUUUUUUUCUUCUCUUUUUGACACAAUUUUAAGUAUACCACUGUAUUAAUGAAUAAAAUCCUUUUUAAAAUAUUA